CCGCCGGCCGGAGGCGCCCAAAUCGCACCAUUUUUGUACAAGUCCUUUGACGUGUGUACGUACCAUCGUAGCGUACCAUUGCAGCUCCGCCCGCCCCCGACCCCGCCUGCAGCCUGUGCAGGAGAGGCCUCCCCUCCCUCCCUCCCUCCCUCUGUGACUGAGUGAUGCGGCGUGCCCUAGUUUGGCUGGCUUUGGGCCUGCUUCACAGCGCUGCAGCGCAGCGGCCGCCUGAUCCACCACCCAAUCAGGCGUCUUGCGGCACAGUGGAGGAGGGCUCCCUGCUGCUAGGCACGAGUCUUCGAGUGGCCAAGGGCAAAGAUGCCCCGGACCUCGCCGCCUGCCGAGCCGCGUGUGCGGCGGAGCCCCAGUGUUACGGCUUCACCUUCAUCGAGACACCCGCCAAGCAGGACACCCAGUGCCAGCUCAAACGCGCCGGCGCACGGCGGUCGGCAUACUCUGGGGAGGGCACCACGGUGGCCUCGGAGAUCCCCUGCAGGGCGGCUGACACAGCAGCCGACGCAACCACCACCACCAGCAGCAGCGAGGCCAGUGCCGAGAAGGUUGUGGUAUCGCAGGGUGCGGCGGAUCCCGAGUGCUACUGGUCUGAGAAGUACAUCAAGGGGUCUGCCGUGUGGCCGCACGAGCGGUCUGGUGCCGGCAUAGCGUCGCCCCGCCACUGCCAGCUCAAGUGCCAGGCGCACCUCGAGUGCCACAGCUGGACGCUGCACUACGAGGAGGGCUGCCUGAUGUGGGAGGAGGACAUCGAUGUCGACACUGACCAAGACAGAGUCAUCAACAAAAUCUACUCCAUCUCGGGACCCAAGUACUGCAACGACACCGGUGAGGGGGGGGGAGCGACCACAGCACCACUGCUUACUCGCUUGUUUGUGUGUCGCGUUAACUUCAGCUGGCGUGAUAGGUGGCUGCUUGGAGGAGUCGUGUGAGUAUCCGGACAACUCGACCACUGUCAUCGAGUACACCAACAUCGCCACCCCCUGGCGGUGCCAGUUCACCUGCAUGCUCACCGACAACUGCACCGGCUUCUCGUUCGACUACGAGGAGACCUCCUGUGCCCUCAAGAAGGAGCUGCUGGAGGCCGAGAAGGUGCUGGGAGGGGACGUGCCGCGCCACAAGGUGUGUGGCCCCAAGACGUGCGACAUGUGGCCCGCCAGUAUGAAGAACAGCAUCUAUCAGUCCACACCCAUGGAGGACUACAUCGACGGCCUUCUGGCCAAAAUGACCACCGAGCAGAAGAUCGGACAAAUGGUCCUCACACCAGACGCCUUCUACAGCCCCGAAGCACAGCUCGAAGCAUACCAGGUACGGACGGACAGACAGACACAACUAGGUGUGGGGUGAUUGAACGUGUUGUGUGUGCCUCUGCUGCUGGUUGAUGUAUCCAUCCAGGUGAAUGUGUUGUGGGGUCCAGGGUACAAGUUGGACGAUCCCAUCACAGAUCUGCAGAAGCACUUUGACGCCAUCUACUACCUCUCGGCCAGCGAUGCGGAGGGCACCCGGCCGGCCAUUCCGUCCAUUGUGGCCGUGGAUGCGGUGCACGGAGCCGCCAUGGCCAAGGGCAGCACCAUGUUCCCCCACAACAUCGGACUCGGGUGCGCCAACGACACGGCACUCAUGAAGCGCAUCGGCCUCAUCACGGCCAUCGAGCUGACGGCCGUGGGCGCCGACUGGACCCUCGCACCCAUGACGGCAGUGACGAUGGACGUCCGGUGGGGCCGCACAUUCGAGAGCUUCUCCAUGGAUGGCUUCACGGUGUCGCGGCUGGCGGAGGCCUUCCUGUUGGGUCUGCAGGGCGACCCCACGGACGAGGAGGACUUCCUCAGGGGCCGUCACGUGCCGGGCAUGUGCAAGCACUUCUUGGCGGACGGUGCCCCCAUGGGUGGGUUCACUGACGGCGAUGCCGACAUCGACGAGGAGGAGCUCAUCCGCGUCCACGCCGAGCCCUUCAAGGGCUGCAUGCGGGCCGGCAUGGUCACCACCAUGCCCUCGUUCAACGACGUCAACGGCUGGGAGAUGCACCAGAACGGCUACCUCCUCAACGACGUCCUCAAGGGGAAGCUGGGCUUCGACGGCGUGGUGCUGUCCGACUGGAACGCCCACCAGCAGAUCAACGGGUGCGUUUGGGAUGCUGACGACUGCCCCAUCGCCGUCAAUGCGGGAGUGGACAUGUUCCUCAUCGCUGUGGGCGGCGGAUCGCACUGGACCAGCUUCGUCGAGAAGACCCUGGCACGCGUCACCAAGACCAAGGACAUCACCGAGGACCGCAUCAACGACGCUGCCAAGCGAAUUUUGAGGAUGAAGGCACGCAUGGGGCUCAUCGGCCCCUCACCCACCAGGGUCAACCCGGCGGCCCGUCCUGGUGCGGCUGAGAUCCUGGAGGUCAUGGGCAACCCGCGGCACCUGGCCAUCGCACAGGACGCAGUGAGGAAGUCGGCGGUGCUUCUCAAGAACAACCCCACCAACAGGACACAGGAGAGGGCGCUGCCGCUCAAGGGCGACAUGAAGGUCCUCCUGGCGGGCAAGGGCGAGGAGAAGUACCUCCAGCUCGGGGCCUGGUCACUCGACUGGCAGGGACAAGGUAGGUACAUACAUUUGUGGGUAUGCUAUGCUGGCGCCAACGUCUCUGUCGACCUGUGCGUGUGUGUGUGUUUGUGUGUGUGAUCAGAGGACGAUGAGCUUCUGGAGUACGCGUCAUCAUUGAAGGAUGCUUUGACCGAGCACUUGACGGCGGGCGGGGGCAGCCUGACGUUUGAUGCGGACGGGGAGGAGGCCAAUGAUGAUGACUUCGACGCCAUCAUACUUGUCAUGGCCGAACACCCAUACGCCGAGGUCGAGGGCGACCUCAUGGACCUCUCGCUCAUGCACAAAAGAGCCACGUGAGGAAACCACACACACAGACAGAGACAGAGACAGACAGACACAUUGACCUGGAUUGACCUGACCACUGGUGCCGUGUGUCUUGAUUCAUUUCUGUGUCUGUCUGUCCUUCUGUGAUCAGUGGUCGCACCAACAACUUCGGGAAGGAGCUGCUGUACAAGGAGGACUGGGAUCGGCUGGUGACAUUGCGGUCCAAGGCGCCCACCACCCCCGUCAUCAUCAUCCUCUACACCGGCCGGCCACUCUACGUCAACGCCGAGCUCAACAUGGCCGAUGCAUUCAUAUCGGCCUGGCUGCCCGGCACCAUGGCGGGGGAGGGGCUCGUGGACCUCAUCUUCAGGAGGGACGUGGCCACCCCCACACUGACAGUGGUGGAUGGGGAGGAGGCCAAGGAGACGGGUGGCACACCCGCACCUGCCGACUUCACUGCCAAGCUGUCCUUCAACUGGCCGGCCCACCCAUGCCAGUCACAGGGAGCCGUGGGCGACGGGCAGAUCCCCCUGUUUCCGUUUGGCCAUGGCCUGAGCUACGCUGCGAUGGACAAGGACAGCAACGGCACCAGCACAGUGGUGGGCGUGUUGGACGAGGUGGAUCUGGACCUCUGCAAGAGGACAGAGUGCUGGGACCUCGACUGCAACCUCGGACAAUACGUCGGCACGAACAACCAGCCGUAAGAAAGACAUAUAUGCCACACGCGCACACAAAAGGCGCAAGUGCGACGUCUCUAAUGUGUGUGUGUAUGUGUGUGCGUUGGUUCAGAGUGUGGCUCCCGCAGACCAACGACUGAUGCAGUGCAGUGAUGCAUUGGUGUGUGUGGUUUGCGUGCGUGUGUGCGUACGGGGGUGUCGUGACGACGAAAGCAGUGCCACCUAGCUGCAUCAUCCUCCCUCUGUCUGCCGCUCGGGCUGGUCUGUGCUUAAGCCAUAUAUCUAGUGCGUGUGUGGGGGGGCUGCCUGUGCACACAAUGAAUGGAUGGAGGAGUGCCUAUAGAGUCCGAUCAGCCGACAAGGGCUAUUUUGAUUUGUGGCUCAUAUCUGCCUGCCUGCCUGCUUUUAUGGCAGUGGGGUGGCGUGUGUGUGUUGUGUGUGUGUGUGUGUCUAUGCUGUGCUGUGCUGUGGUGCGUACACGAGUUACUGUUUGUAUUGUUGUCACUAGUUGAUAUAGGGUUGUCUGUCCGUCUGUCGUAUGGAUUUUGUGUAUUUAAUCGAUGCAGACACACAUACACACUCACACGACGCAUAUAUAAUAGGGAAGGGCGUCAUCCUUCUAUAUAUACGUGACCUCAGGCCUGCAUGUGCACACGUAUGUGUGCAUGUGCAUAUAUAUUCAUACAAACAAUGGAAGGACACAUGAAUGGUGCACAUGAUUGGUGGGCCGGCCUGCACGGUCCGUCUCUUCUUGAUUGAUAUUUAUUUACUUAUUGCCAAUAGUCUUUGUCUGUCUGUAUGGAUGUACUGACUUAUUCAUCAUUCGUUCAUUACAAAGAGAAACACCAAAGUUUCCGUACUCGUGUUUUCUCGUGCCUAAAUGUGACUUCGUGGGUGUCAUGGGCGGACCAACGAAUGGAUGGAUGAAUGGGCCACUUAACUUAAUCCAUGUGCGUGUGUGCGUGUGGGUGUAUUGUAUUUAGUCUUAUGUAGGCGGGCGCCUGUCGUAUUGUGGGGUAGGUAGCUAUGAGGG
This is a messenger RNA of Vitrella brassicaformis, 4575 nucleotides long. The record is from the annotation of a GenBank genome assembly. NCBI's taxonomy places the organism in Eukaryota, Vitrellaceae.